AUGCCAGCCAUGCUCCUUGCUGACCCUAAAGUCGAGACCCCCUCCCUUAUCUUGAAACUGGUGAAGAGCUGCAAAGGAUCCAUAUUGGAUCAACAGGAGCUAGAGCUCGACAGUUCUGCUUCAUACCUCGAGGAAUCCGACCAGGCCCUCUCAGACGGUAAGGCCUUGGACCAUAACCCGAGCUCUAUCCAGGCAGACUUGUCAGAGACGCCCGGGCAUGCUGUCGAAUAUCUCGAAACGGCUUCAGCAGCAUCAGACGAUUCUCACGGGACAUCUAUGGAUGAAAUCCCAGAUAUUGGUCCAGAUAUUGAUGAACGCCGAGAUAUCGAGCCUCCAGCUUAUGUUUUGACCUGGUUUGGAUUGAAUAGGAUUGACUACCACUUGUAUCUCGCCCACAACGAGAGAGGCAUAAAUGAUCACUUGAGACGGAACAGUAUGCUCCUGUUUGAUGGCGAAGAGUGUCGUCCCUGCCUUUACGAUCAGUUAUCGGAUCUACGAACAUAUUUUCCAAACGGUGUCGGCCAAGAUAGGGAUCCCAUCAUGCUGUUCAACUGCUUGCCUGUCAUUAGAAACCCCGCUUCUCCUGCCAUAGAGGCCUAUAUCUUGGGCUUCGAUUUUGAUACGGGGAAUCUGUUCGUCCGCCAAUUCGGGUGGUUCCCUGACUACAUUGACGACGUCUGGUGCGUGUGGAAUGAAGGCUUCAACAGGUACGAAGUGCAAAUCAAAGCCUUGCAUGACACCCUCAGGCAAUGCGUCGAUGACUGUCAGCUGGAUCCGGGUGUUGGCAUUCUCAGCAAGGGCAAGUAUGCCGUGGGUAGCUGGGAGAUUGCGGAAGCCAGCGAGGAUCCUGGGAUGGAGCUUGUCAUUGUAAUAAGCUUCUGUCUGUGGAUCUUGGAUAUGACAGAGCCGCUUAUUCGACGACAUGUGUCAAGGACCGAGAAUCUCAUACAAGACUUCAAACGGUACGAAAAAGAGUGCCGUGGAAUUCUAGCCUGUGCCUCAGCCAGGUUCUGGGAACACGUUCGGAAGGGCUAUACUGAACAGCAGGAACGAUGCGAGAAAACCAAGAACCGAAACAUUGAUCACCUGAUGGCUCUCUGCAUGCCUACGAACGAUGACACGAAAGAGGACAAGGGGCGUGCACCGGACCUGGACAUUGCCAAAAGACUUCGCCGACAGUAUGAAGGGCGACGAAAGGAGUGUCGCGAACAGAGCUUGCAGGACGUCUUUAUCAGGCCUAAAAAGGGCACGACCCCCAUGUCCCCCAGUGCCACGUUCAGAGAAAUAGUUGAAAGGUCGAAAUUGGCACUGUCUUCGAGUAUGUUGCCUUCUCCUAAGACUCCACGGGCUACUUCGCCUCCCCCAUCUGGGACUCAACCCCAGAAUGACUGGAUCCCUACAUAUCCGGGAAUCCUCUCCUCCUCGACUGAAGAAAGCAACUUCCUCGAAGCUACUGAAUCCCACGAGGACCCAGUGCCGGUGCUCUUAAGGCGGAUGUCAGACCUGUGGCAGGCACAUCCGGAACUCGACAAUUUCAGCAUUCGUGGUCAGUUGGGAACUAUUUUGACAGAGAUGAAACAUAGUAUGGUGUAG
Aspergillus sclerotioniger CBS 115572 is the source of this 1593-nucleotide messenger RNA. RefSeq lists its product as uncharacterized. The record is from RefSeq and is a predicted model, not a curated record. Lineage: Eukaryota; Fungi; Ascomycota; Eurotiomycetes; Eurotiales; Aspergillaceae. The transcript has a single exon. The coding region runs from base 1 to 1593 and encodes 530 amino acids.